AUGCUCGACCGACUCGUCGCUUGCCGUGCACUAGACUACGGCUGUGCCUUGAGUGUCACUCUUGUUGCCUUGCUAUCGACCUUGUCUCGGCUUGGUAGAGUGACAGACAAGACACAACCUCCGAUAUCACAACGCGGUUCAAAACUAUCAAUAUUUUUAUUUUUCUUCAUUUUUGUUACCUACCUUGGUGAGAUUUUUGCCACCGCUAAUCAAGAAGACGCCUUAAACAAGGCCAAAGCUCGCUUCACACACCUUGUUCUAUCCGCCUUCGUUUGGUCCGCCGUUGCGAUUCGACGCACUCAUGAUCGACGCUUGUUUUGGGCUGUCUCCACCGUCACACCUCUCUUCGAGAUUCCGAUACUCAUUUUAUCCGCUCUUGGUAACCUCAAAUCGCCUGCGAGUGUAAUCAGCAUUUUCUGUCAAUCUAGCAGAGUUCUGGCAGUGGUGUUUCUGGUGGUGGCCUAUGCGAGCCAAUCGUCGCGCAGAAAACGCCAUGAAACCUCCGAAGAAAGCCAGCCUUUUCUUCAACCAAGCUCAGCAAAUCGGGAUUGUGGCCCAGACAACUACGGCGCUGUACCCUUCCAAGAUGACGCCGACACUAUAACCGUCCAAGAGUCCGAUGCCGAUUCAAAAUAUGACAGCGACAGUGACUCUGAUGAUGAUGACAGUGCCAGCAUCAAACGGCGACGACAAAAGCGACUUGAAGAAACAGGAGGGUGGCUGGGCUAUCUGAAAGACUUUUCCAUCUUCCUACCCUUUCUGGUUCCCAGGAAAGAUCGCAAAGUCCAAUUCUCAAUCUUCCUCUGCUUCAUGUGCAUCGCCGGAAAAAGAGCGUUGAAUAUCCUCAUUCCCCGGCAACUCGGACUCAUUACCGAUCAAAUAAUGAACAAGCAGGCGCCUUAUGGCGCCUUGGGCAUAUGGUUGCUCCUGACGCUGAUAAGUGACGAUGCAUGCCUAGGACUUAUUUUGUCCCUGGCCAAGAUUCCCAUCACGCAGUUCUCUUAUCGGCAACUCACCAAUGCGGCUUUCAACCACGUCAUGAGUCUGUCGAUGGACUUUCACUCCGAUAGAGACUCUGCAGAAGUCAUGAAGGCCAUUGAGCAGGGCGAUGCACUCACAAACCUGCUUGACUCGCUUGUCCUCGAUAUUCUUCCGACGACUGUAGACAUCUUCAUCUCAGUCUGGAUGUUGUACGGGAAAUUCAACAUCUAUGUCGCUCUCGUCAUGGUCGUGGCCUCGGCCAUAUUCAUGACCCUUGAGAUAUACACUUCGAACUUGAAUAUCGAAAACCGUCGCGUCAGCAGCAAAGCCCAAAGAGAGGAGGCCAGGGUCAUGCACCAGGCCGUUCAAGGAUGGCAAACUGUCACUUACUUCAACAUGUUUAGCUUUGAAAAGUUCCGUUUCGGCGGUGCUGUUGAGUCUCGACUCAAGGCAAGCCGGAGGUACGACAUUGGAGAUGCCCUUGUCCAAGGACUCCUUGAGGUGACUGGUCCCGUCACGUUUUUCACUCUAGCCAGCUUGGUGCUGUAUGAAAUUUCCCAGGGCCGCGCUUCCGCCGGAGACUUUGUUUUCCUUCUCCAGUACUGGGACUAUCUCAUCUACCCGAUGAAGUGGCUCUCGCACGAAUACCGUUACCUGAUGACGAAUUUGGUUGACGCAGAACGCCUUCUCGGCCUGUUCCAGACCAAAUCGACCAUUCCCGAGAAAGAAAAUGCAGUGGAGCUCAGCAACGUCAAGGGCUAUGUUGCUUUUGAGAAUGUCAGCUUCUCAUAUGACUUGAAAAGGCCAACCAUCCAAGAAAUGAGUCUCUCUGUUGAGCCGGGACAAACUGUUGCCCUCGUCGGCGAGACGGGCGCUGGAAAGUCUUCUGUCAUGAAGCUCCUCCUCCGAUUCUACGACGUAACCUCCGGCCGCAUCACAAUCGACGGCCACGAUAUCCGCGACCUCAGCCUCAGCUCUCUACGAGAUGCCCUUGGCGUAGUGCCUCAAGAUCCACUGCUGUUUAAUGCGUCGAUAAUGGAAAACUUGCGCUAUGCCAAGCCCACUGCUACGGAUGAGGAAAUCUUCGAGGCUUGCCGGGCCGCUGCUAUCCACGACCGUAUUCUCAGCUUUACAAAUGGUUAUGAGACCCGCGUCGGAGAGCAGGGCGUGAAACUUUCUGGUGGUGAAAUUCAGCGCCUGGCCAUCGCACGCGUGUUCUUGAAGGAUCCGCCAAUCUUGAUUCUGGACGAGGCCACCAGUGCAGUGGACACAAAGACGGAAGGUCUUAUUCAAAAUUCCCUCGAGGUGUUGAAGAGCGGAAGGACCACCUUUAUAAUUGCACACAGAUUAUCGACGAUUGUCAACUCAGACAAGAUCGUUGUUGUUCACGAAGGGAGGAUACUAGAGAGCGGAACCCAUAACGAGUUGCUUGACAAGGGAGGCAGGUAUAAGGAAUUAUGGUCGAGACAGGUUGGGGGCACAUUAGAGAAGAAGGAUCUCUAA
Colletotrichum truncatum is the source of this 2484-nucleotide messenger RNA. Its product is annotated as ABC transporter. Gene Ontology annotation, cellular component: membrane. Lineage: Eukaryota; Fungi; Ascomycota; Sordariomycetes; Glomerellales; Glomerellaceae. Gene Ontology annotation, molecular function: ABC-type transporter activity; ATP hydrolysis activity; ATP binding. Gene Ontology annotation, biological process: transmembrane transport. The record is from RefSeq and is a predicted model, not a curated record.